AUGAGCAACAAAUUAAAACAACCCCAAGAGCAUCGCCCAAUCAUAAUAGUUGGCGCUGGGGUCAUUGGUUUAACCAUUGCCUUCUACUUGACAAAACUUAAGAAUUGUCCUGAAAUUACUAUUUUUGCGAGAGAAAUGCCUCGACUAGCUUCUAGUCCUGGCGAUGAGUGGGUUGAAGGACAAUGGGCCAGUCCUUGGGCUGGUGCUAUAUUUGCCGCAGAUGAAAAUCCUGAAGACGAAGUGACCCAUUCAAUUGAACAAGAAUCUUAUCGCUACUUCUGGAAGAUUGCCCAUGAAGACCCAGCUAGUGGCGUGGAACUGCGUAUGAUUCGCCAAUAUUAUGAUGAAACAAGUGUGCCAGAUCCGGCAUCAAUGAAAAUCCAUUUAUUCACUCAAAAAUAUAGGCAAUUACGGAAUCAUGAACUACCUGUCCCGCGCCGUGGAAUUACUGGAGGCAUAGAAUAUAUGAGCAUGUGCAUCAAUCCCUGGGUAUAUUUGCCGUGGCUCCGGUCCAAAUUAGAAGGAACCGGGAAAGUCAGGUUUAUCCAGUGUCACCUAGAGAGCUUACAAAGUGCUGCUACGCAUUCAACUUUUGGAAGCAGCAAGGCAAGCCCAAUAAUAAUAAAUGCUAGCGGUUUGGGCGCAGGGACUUUGACAGACGUUAGGGAUUCCGCUGUCCACAGUGUCCGUGGACAAACUAUGUGGGUUCAGUGUGACUAUUCUGGAGCAAUGGCAAUUAGAAGCGGUCGUGAAUACACAUAUUUCAUUCCCAGAGCUUUUAGCCAGGGCGCUAUAUUCGGUGGAAUAUCACAACCAGAUAAUGACAGCAAAGAGGUUGAUGAAUCACUCAAAGAGAAUAUAUUAGAACGGAUCCGUGAUUUGGUCCCUGAUGCCUAUAAAGCCGCCCUUACAGUUGGAAAUCAAACAGUUCCUAAAACUAUCAAGCGAACCUCAAGUUUUCAAGGGGUGGGUAUCUUAAAAGAUAUUGUGGGGUUCAGGCCUGCUCGGAAAGGGGGUCAAAGAAUCGAGCUUGAUGAAAAGUCUGGCGAAACUCCGGUCAUUCACGCAUAUGGAUUUGAAGGUCAUGGAUAUAUAUCCAGUGGUGGAACUGCUAAACUAGUCUUGGACUUGAUUGAAAAACUACACCCCAUAAAGUCUCAUCUUUAA
This is a messenger RNA of Sugiyamaella lignohabitans, 1167 nucleotides long. Its product is annotated as D-amino acid oxidase (predicted). The transcript has a single exon. Lineage: Eukaryota; Fungi; Ascomycota; Dipodascomycetes; Dipodascales; Trichomonascaceae. Bases 1 to 1167 code for a protein of 388 amino acids. The record is from RefSeq and is a predicted model, not a curated record. Gene Ontology annotation, molecular function: D-amino-acid oxidase activity; FAD binding.